Rhinocladiella mackenziei CBS 650.93 is the source of this 564-nucleotide messenger RNA. RefSeq lists its product as uncharacterized. The record is from RefSeq and is a predicted model, not a curated record. Lineage: Eukaryota; Fungi; Ascomycota; Eurotiomycetes; Chaetothyriales; Herpotrichiellaceae. The coding region runs from base 1 to 564 and encodes 187 amino acids. The transcript is spliced from 3 exons. Gene Ontology annotation, cellular component: mitochondrion.
AUGUCGUUUGUCUCAAGAAGGGUGGAAGCUGCAGCUCGCCCCUUGAGCCGGUUAAUUCAACAUCAAGCGCGCAGAUACGCCGGUCACGAAGCUGGCCACGGCCACGGCGAAGCACAUCAUGGGGAGAGCGCCUUUCAUGUUCAAGGCGGGUCAGGAAACGAAUCCUUUGGGGCCGGUUUCUACCUCAGCGUAGCCUCCAUACCUUUUGCGAUACUCGUGUAUUCGAUCGCAAGCUCUCCCGGUGAUAACUUUGCGUCUCGUCUGGUGAAGAAAUAUGAAGCAAGUGUGGAAGCCGACAAGAGGGCAAAUGUUAUUCAUACGGCCAUGAUGGAGCAGGUAGCAGCCGACCGACAGCUUUUUGCUUCAAGCGCAGGGAACGAAACAGUUCCUCCAUUCCGGAAUCAAGAGUCAUUCAAUUUUGGCUCACCCUGGAACGUCUCAGCUGGGCAGGGUACUGCAGAUCUGACUGCAUUGGCGAAGUUUUACGAAGAGAGGAAUGUCAGAGCGGAAGAGGAGAGACGACAAAGAUUAAAGAAAAACAAUGGGCAUUCGGUUUAUGAUUGA